Molecule: messenger RNA, 2099 nt
Organism: Ciona intestinalis (vase tunicate)
Lineage: Eukaryota; Metazoa; Chordata; Ascidiacea; Phlebobranchia; Cionidae
Source: RefSeq, a predicted model, not a curated record
GGCUAACAACAUUUUUGGUGUUUUAGACAAAGUCUCUAGGUUUUAAAUUUUGUUUAAUCUUACUAUUUUUGUGAAGUUUUUGGUAAAUCAAAAGUUCGUCCUGGCCAGGGAUAGAACCAAAGCAAAUCAACUACAAAUGUUAUUCAUUCAAUCUGAAUUAAAAGUUUGCAACGAUUUUCUCCCAGAGGUUACCUCAAGCUUGUUGGAAUUCUUUAGCGCACGCUGUGCAGGACAGCACUCUCCUUGAAUUAUUUUUAUUAUCUUCAAAAGCCUCCACACAGUCUAAAUCAAUUCAAACUGGCGAAGGCCAUUAAGUCUGUUCAGCCCAACCCAAGCAAGUUUCACCUAUGCUAUAGGUGUCCCAAUGGGGUGAGGUUUUGCUGCUGUCACCACAGCAGAGGAGGUGUAGAGAAGAGCCCCAACUCUGCACAUAGAUAUCAAACUACCUCUUUCUUUUCCUGCGGAACAUCGCAGUUUACUUCAUUUGCACUUUCUAGGCAUCUAUUGAUAGAUCCAACGUCUCUAGCCAUCUCCAAACUAACACACUUAUCUUUGUGUGCUGCUACAAGCUGCUAAAACUGAUACAUUCUUGUGCAAGUAUGGCACGAAUGAACAGACCAGCCCCAGUUGAAGUCCGGCACAAGGGAAUGAGAUUCCUGAUCACACACAACCCAACCAACUCCACAAUGGAGAAGUUCCUUGAGAUACUCAAUCAGUAUGAAGCUGACACCGUUGUCCGUGUAUGUGAAUCUACAUACGAUAAAGAACAACUCACAGCCAAAGGCAUUCAAGUUAUGGACUGGGCAUUCGAUGAUGGUGCGGCCCCACCUAAAGAUGUUGUUGAAGACUGGCUCAAACUUCUUAAAGCUCAUUUGAAGAGAAGCCCACAGACCUGUAUCGCAGUUCACUGUGUUGCUGGGCUAGGAAGGGCUCCUGUAUUGGUUGCAUUAGCUCUUAUGGAAAGCGGAAUGAAAUAUGAAGACGCUGUGGAAUUUAUAAGACAGAAAAGAAGGGGAGCCAUCAACAGCAAACAACUCCAGUACUUGGAAAAAUACAGACCUAAAUAUUGUCUCCGCAUGCGAGAAAAUGGGAAACCUGCUGGAUGUUCCAUCCAGUAAACCAUCACACCUCUUAAAAAGACUUCUGCCGCUCAAAUGCGGUUCUUACUUUUUGUUGUUUGUUUCUUCUGCACCUCUCUCUGCUGGUGUGGCUCGAACGAUUUAUUUCCAACUCAUGUUAGUAUUUAAAGAGUUUUCGAACAGUUUUGAAGCCUCGAUGACCCCAUGAUUCAACUCAAGAUGACGCCGACUUCUUCUUAUAACUGGUACCAACCAUAGGCACCAAACUUUUUAAAAUGCAGGGGAUGCAGAAUAGUUAGACACAUGUUUUACAUAACAAACCAUCUUUUUGGUUGUAAAGUUUCCUGAUUAGUGUGUUUUAAAAAAGUUUCGGGGUAUUACUUCCCCUUGCCACCCCAGGUUUGGUGCCUAUGGUACCAAUUAUCCUUCAAACUCAACCUCUUGACCUGGUGUUGGCGGUACCAAUCUUAUCAAUGCAAAAAGUAAAUCACAAAAUCAGCCUAGCUUCCCAUGGAAUAUGUAGAAUUGUUAAUGAAGUUGUCAUUUGAUCUUCCAUAGAUUUUGUUCAUUUUACUGAGAUGUUGUUUCAUGAACAAAAUAUGUGAGCUUAUUCACAUGCCUUACCACUUCAUGUAGUGGCAAUGUUUCAUGGAAUGUUCAUUGCUUUAUUAUGUUGGACAACUAACCUUGUAUAAUGUAAUGUUUAUUGUUGUGAAUUGCUCCCAGUUAGAGGUGGAUCAUACUGGUAAUGAGUUCAAGUGGAAAAUCAAUUAUUGCUGGAAUGUACGAGUGCUUAAGCUUAAGUUCUGAUUGUUGCAACCUGUACAGUUCUCUCCUUCCUAAUUUAGGCAAUUUAUGUUGGAUGUCCUUGCAUUUAGCUUUGUUUUUAUUUUGCUUAACAACGCAGAGAAGGGUGGCCACUGAUGAUAUCAUUGCUUACUUUGCACCACUCUGCUGCCUCUAAGUGUCCACACUGCUACAAGAUAAUUAAAAUAAAACCUGAAGUCGAUUCAGUUUAAA